Molecule: messenger RNA, 2330 nt
Organism: Camelina sativa (false flax)
Lineage: Eukaryota; Viridiplantae; Streptophyta; Magnoliopsida; Brassicales; Brassicaceae
Product: YTH domain-containing protein ECT4
Biological process (GO): mRNA destabilization
Cellular component (GO): cytoplasm
Molecular function (GO): mRNA binding
Source: RefSeq, a predicted model, not a curated record
UGAGAAUUUACAAAAAAAAAACAAACUUCUCUGUAAAACUUUGUUUCUUCAUCUGUGUUUUGAUUAUUAUUUUUUUUCCUGUUUCUUAUUCAAACACAUAAAUUUCUUCUUGUACUACUAGUUCUUCAUCUGUGUUUUGAUUAUUCCUUUUUUUUUUUUUUCUUAUUCAAACACAUAAAUUUCUUCUUAUACUACUAGUUCUUGUUCGAUGACUUCUCAUGUUCCAAAACAUCCUCGUAAAUGUAAUCUAUCUUUCCCACGCACGCACACACGUGUUUAAUCAAUCUGUCUGUGUUCUUCUUUACAAGUCUUUUUAACUUUUGCGUUUGACCUUUUUUAUCUGUUACCUUUAUGUGUGUGUAUUUACUAUUUAUAUAUAUAGUGCUCUGUUUCUUGUGAUUAGACUCAUAUAAGUCUUAUCUUCAAUACUACUAUAUUAUAUCAUUUUUACGCCUGGUUGUUAGUUUUUUUCGGUACGACUAAAUAUUCAGACAUCAGUUCACGUUUCAAAGUUCAAACCUAUCUCUUCACGUCGAUAAGAAAAUAAAAAGCUGCUGUUGAAGAUAUGGUGAAGAAUCUUAGAGUUGAUCCUCAUGCUAAAGUCACUGCUUCCACCACUUCCAUGGUUUCUGUAAAAGAGAAAAGGAAUCAGCCAGAGCCAUAUUAUGAAACUCUUGAGACAUAUCAAGGCCUGCCUUGUCCUUAUGGUGGCUACUAUGGAUUCUACUAUCCAGGUCUUGAUGGUUCGGUUGGAGAAGCAAAGGAUAACGGAUACUAUGGUUAUGGAACAGAAGUUCAGUACCCGGUUAUGCAAGGGGAAAAUGGAUCUUUGAUCUACUUGAUGCCAGGGUUUCAAUCUUAUGAUGCUAGCCAAGCUUAUAUGCCUAUAAGUACCGUUGGUGUAUCGAGUCAGGCGCUUCACUCGCCCAUGUAUGCAGCUCAGGGUUAUUAUCAGAACCAAUUUGGUUAUGGAGAUGUUUCAUCUCCGACCUAUCUAUGGGACCCUGUUGGAGACAAGUAUGUGUAUGGCGUUGCUUCAAAUAACCAACCCUUGAAACAGAACAUAUCUUCUUCAAGUCAUAACCAUAACAAUUAUUACUCAAGGAGCAAGAACUCCUUCACCGGUCACAGCAUGGGAGAUCGUCCCAAAACACCCCGAAAAGCGUUACAGAACAGCUAUGCUCCACCCCCACUGCAUAAUCAAGAAAGAGGUGGCUUCGCAUACCCGAUGGACCCGGUAAAGAAGAAGUCUGGAGCUUUAAAUCGUGAUGAAACGGACAAGGCUAAAGCGAGGAACAGAGAAAAUGGUAAUAGCACGAAUGACCUAGCAAGUGGUCAAGAUCAUAUUACCAAUGGAGAAUGUGAGUCUUGUACGUUGGAUGAUGCUGAAGGAAAUGAAAGAAGCAACGGUGUUGGUUCUGUGAUCAGAAGGGAUCAAUAUAACCUCCCUAGCUUUCAGACCAAAUACGAGGAAGCAAUAUUUUUUGUGAUAAAAUCUUAUAGCGAAGACGACAUACACAAGAGCAUCAAGUACAAUGUCUGGUCUAGUACUCUCAAUGGGAACAAGAAGUUAGACAGUGCGUAUCAAGAAUCUCAGAAGAAGAUUGCAGAGAAAAGUGUAAAGUGCCCGGUUUUCCUAUUCUUCUCGGUGAAUGCGAGUGGGCAAUUCUGCGGUGUUGCUGAAAUGGUUGGGCGAGUGGAUUAUGAGAAAAGCAUGGAGUUUUGGCAGCAAGAUAAGUGGACUGGCUAUUUUCCAGUCAAGUGGCACAUGAUCAAAGAUGUUCCAAAUCCGCAAUUACGACAUAUAAUACUUGAGAACAAUGAGAACAAGCCUGUAACCAAUAGCAGAGACACACAAGAGGUGAGGUUGCCGCAAGGAAAUGAAGUGUUGAACAUCUUCAAGAACUAUGCAGCAAAGACAUCUAUAUUAGAUGAUUUCGAUUUUUAUGAAAACAGAGAGAAGGUUAUGGUACAGAAGAAGCUAAGGUUCCCUCCGGUAUUAAAGAAGAAAGAAGAAGAGCUGGUUGCUGAUUUCAAAACAAUGGAGAUAUCUAACACAGCCAAAGAGGGAAACACAGAUUUAACCGGGACUGUGAACUAACUAAACUAGUAGAACCUGUUAGUGUUUUUUUGGUUUGGUUUUUUUAAGGAUCAAUAUAAACCGUCCGAUUGUGUCGGAUUGCUUUGAUUUGAUAACAAGCGAGUGCCGUCGUGUUCUAUUGUUUUGUUGUAUGGUGGGUUUUUCUUCUCUUUAUCGUUUUGUGGGUUUGUGCUUAUGAUAUGGUUUUGCAAUAUGUAAUCAUGGCAAUGAUAGGGUUUGAUUUUUAAUA